CUUCUGGAAACCGGCAACGACACCAUGCGGCUGAACCGGCAGCUCACGCUUUGUUUGGCAGCAGCGCUCUACGCGGUGUGUGUGCUCUCGAUCAUCCUCCCUGAUGAGACGGACAGCAUCAGCACCACCGGAAGCUCCACCGCUGUAAGUCCGACUGCAUCUUCGCCGUUGGAGCCGUCACCGGACAAGGCACCUCCUCCAGCUCCACUCUCUCAGAGCCUUGUUGGAAGCACACGAGCGAUCCCGGCCGCGGCGACAACUGUCGUCAUUGAAACAGACAUUGCUGAAAACAUUGCAGAACUCGACGUGGACCUCCUUGACCAAAGUCAUUCGUCCAAAGAAGUCCAAGAUAGUGACGGUGGGCAGCGACAGAAUUACGCGUCCAAGGACUCUGGCGCAACCGUGCUGGAUCAUGCACCUGGCACAAAAGGGUCUGUAAAUCUUCUCGUGCCGGACAAGGACCGGUACAUGCUCAUUCCAUGCGCAAGCGAGAAGAAGUGGGUCGUCGUCUCCCUUUCCGAAGACAUUCACGCCGACGCGAUCGCAAUCGCCAACUACGAGAAGUUCAGUUCUCCAACGCGCGAUUUUCUGGUACUCGGCAGCAUCAACUACCCCAGCGACACGUGGGUCGUUCUGGGCAACUUCACGGCCUCUCACCGGAACGGCGAGCAGCUCUUUGAAUUCCACGAAAGCCACCACGUCCGCUACAUCAAGCUGCGCAUGAUGUCGCAUUACGGAUCGGAAUAUUACUGCACGAUGAGUCAAAUCCGGGUGUUUGGCCGAACGUUCACGCAAGUGAUCUCGCAGUUGGAGAAAACGAUCGAAGCAGAGGCUCAGUCCCCUUCGCCGUCGCCCGCCGUCCCUCUUGUCCCCUCUAGCACAACACCGACCGACUCGAACUUACUGUGCCCUUUUCCUGCGCCAGAAAGUCCCAUCUCGUUCUUUCUGCACGCCACGACGUUUGAGAGCGCCACUAUCGAGGUCAAUGACACGUGUGUUUCCCCAAGUCCUGCGGACGCCGCGAACGGAACCACAGAACGGAAUGGGAUCGGUAUGCCUGGCACAUCUGGGUCGAUCAUCCGUGGUGCUGUCGCGGGGGAGAGUGUGGCUUCCUCGAACUCGAGUGAGGCUGGCACGACGACUAGUUUGACGGUGCCGCCUCCGUUGUCGUCGCCUUCAGCAGGGCAAGGCGGCGCCAAUCCCUCCAGGACUGACUCUGCCAAGUCUUGGGAGAGUCCCACCGAUAGCACGAAAGGUGCAUCGGACGAAACCAAAGCGACGCCUCCAACCGCCAUCCCAGCCAUAAACAAUGGUGGCCUGGAUAACUUUUACAUUCGCAUGUCCAAGAAGUUGCAAGUGCUCGAGACCAACGUGUCGCAGCUCGAGAAGGUCCUUCACGACUUGCAUCGCAACCACGCCAUCUCGUUGCAGGCUUGUCAAGGGGCAAUGGAUGCAUGCCGUAUUCACAUUCUGUGCUGUAGAAUUGUGCAGCCAACGCCAAUGCUGCAGCCGAGGCUCUGGCCACACUGAAAUCGCAGUUUGGACUCAACAUGUCCGCGCAAGCCAACCACACAAACGACUUGGUCCACCAGCUCGUUGCUCUGCAUGAAGUCAACAAAGCGUUGCAGGAGCAAGUCGAGCAGCUGUGGGAUGUGAUCCGAACGAUGAAGGCUGGGAUCAUGGCGGCGCUGCUGUUGUCCGCCAUCCUGCUCGUGUUUUCCAUUUGCCGGUGGGUGUUUCGGUGUUUGACGGCCUGCCACCGCCGUGCGGCGCGGCGUGAGUGGUUUCGACGACUCGAUGUUGCCGAUACGAGUGAAAUCACAAGUCCCCACGACGAGGACACCGUGGACGACGAUUUCAACCCGCUCACUCAGACCAUGCACCACCGCGUCGACCGCACGAUUCGCUUUGGGUCGUCCUUUGACGACGGUGCCAUCCAGCGCAACACCAUGUACCGCCGGUACGUUGUGUGGUCAGCGCUCGGUUGAUGAUGUGUGGUACAGAAUUGUCAAUGGGUUCCGGCAGCACCACGUACUUACGAAGCGACGGUACGUCAUUCGAGGCGGCGCCCGACCGACCACGAUCAACACGGCGAUGGCCACGAUGUCGCCAGGAACGCGACGGCGCUCCAUCGCGGUGCUUUUCAAAUCGAGGGACGACCACUCGAAGGACUCUUCGUCCGACGAUGGGUAGAUCGAUCUCUUGCCGCCUCCUACCAAGUAUACGCCCACGAACGCGCAGUCCACGAGCCCUUCACUUGGGGAGUCGGCGUGAGAGUACAUUCCUUUCCUUAAUUUAUGUGCCGCGUUUGGCAUUUUGACACGA
Messenger RNA from Aphanomyces invadans, 2325 nucleotides. RefSeq lists its product as hypothetical. Gene Ontology annotation, biological process: protein folding in endoplasmic reticulum. The record is from RefSeq and is a predicted model, not a curated record. Lineage: Eukaryota; Oomycota; Saprolegniomycetes; Saprolegniales; Verrucalvaceae. Gene Ontology annotation, cellular component: membrane; cytoplasm. The transcript has 6 exons. The coding region runs from base 25 to 1530 and encodes 501 amino acids.